Molecule: messenger RNA, 2517 nt
Organism: Bactrocera dorsalis (oriental fruit fly)
Lineage: Eukaryota; Metazoa; Arthropoda; Insecta; Diptera; Tephritidae
Gene: Sardh
Product: sarcosine dehydrogenase, mitochondrial
Cellular component (GO): cytoplasm; mitochondrion; mitochondrial matrix
Molecular function (GO): protein binding; sarcosine dehydrogenase activity
Source: RefSeq, a predicted model, not a curated record
UGUUGGUAAUUAGCCGUUAUAAAUAUUUGACAUCUCCGCAAUUGUGCUUUUUUGUAAAAUUAUUAUUUAAGCUUUGAUUUUGAAUUAAAUAUAAAUAAUUUCUGUUCAGUCGUGAUUGAAAACUUAAGCGCAAUAGUUACUACGAAUCAAUGUGGAAGCUUAGCAGAAAAACAUUAUUGGCAGGAAAGACGAGCCUCUCGUCAAACACAGCGGCAGUGACAGCACAAUACUGCCAUAGCAGUGUCAAGUCAGAGACCGCUGUGCCCCAAAUACCCUCAACAGCAGAUGUGGUUAUCAUUGGUGGCGGUUCGGCAGGAUGUCAUACAUUGUAUCACUUGGCUAAGCGCGGCGUGAAGGCGGUGCUCUUGGAGCGUGCUAAACUAACAGCCGGCACCACCUGGCAUACGGCGGGUUUGAUAUGGCGUUUACGACCCAACGAUGUGGAUAUACAAUUGUUGAACAAUUCACGAAAUAUGCUCACACAAUUAGAAGAGGAUACGGGAUGCGAUCCGGGUUGGAUACAGAAUGGCGGCAUAUUCAUAGCACACACGGAAAAACGUUUGGAUGAAUAUAGACGUCUCGCAACUGUGGGCAAUGCUUUGGGCAUUGAAAAUCAUAUUCUAGGACCCGAAGAGACGCAAAAAUUAUUUCCACUUCUUGAUCCGAAAUCAUUUAUUGGUGCGCUCUAUUCACCAGGCGACGGUGUCGUUGAUCCAGCAAUGUUGUGUACAGCUUUGACUCGUGGUGCGGUUCAGAAAGGAGGUCGGGUUAUUGAGAAUUGCAAUGUCACUGAUCUGUUAGUCGAAGACACGUCUAAGGGCAAAAAACUGGUUGGUGUGGCUACACCAUACGGCAAUAUUAAAACAAAGACCGUGGUGAAUGCGACGGGUGUUUGGGGUCGUGAUUUAGUGCAAAAGCAUGGUUCGUAUUUGCCACUUAUACCCAUGAAGCACUCGUAUAUUAUUUCCGAGACCAUACCCGGUGUGCGUGGCAUACCGAAUAUACGUGACCACGAUUAUUCCACUUAUUUUCGCAUACAAGGCGAUGCAAUUUGCAUGGGUGGUUAUGAGCCGAAUCCUAUUAUAUUGGAACCGGUGGCGAAAGAUUUUCACUUUGGUCUUUACGACUUGGAUUGGUCCCUGUUUGAUGUACAUCUGAAUGGUGCGAUAAAAUUGUGUCCUUCGUAUGGAAAUUACGGCGUGAAGAGUACAAUAUGUGGCCCAGAAUCUUUUACACCCGAUCACAAACCUCUUAUGGGUCCCGAUAACGUUAUAAAUGGUUUGUAUCAUAAUUGUGGCUUCAAUUCGGCUGGCAUGAUGUUUGGUGGCGGUUGCGGUGAACAGACAGCACUUUGGAUAAUUAACGGUAAACCUGAUUUGGCAAUGUUUAGCUUUGAUUUGCGGCGUUUCACGGUCGCACAGAAUCGUGACACACAAUGGAUACGCGAACGUUCGCAUGAGAGUUAUGCUAAGAAUUAUAGUAUGGUCUUUAAAUAUGAUCAGGCACUUGCCGGACGUAAUUUCCAGAAAGAUCCAUUGCAUGAGGAUAUGUUGGCACAAAAUGCGUUCAUGGAAGAGAAGCAAGGCUGGGAGCGACCUGGCUUUUUUAUGAAACAAAAAGCGGAAGUGUUACCCUAUGAUUGGUAUGGUUGUUAUGGCAACACGAGACAUGCCGAAAGCGCUUACGAAGAAGCGCUCGAGGGUGGCUUAAAGUACUCUGAAUUUUCCGAUCAUCAUAAAUUGAUCGGUGAAGAGGCACUGGCUUGCCGAAACGCCGCCGCCAUCUUUAACAUGAGCUAUUUUUGCAAAUUGGUUAUGUCCGGACCGGAUGCUCAAAAGGCCGCUGACUGGAUCUUUAGCGCCAACACUAAUCGUGAGGCUAACAAAACCGUUUACACCUGCCUGCUCAACAGCAGUGGUGGUGUGGAAGCCGACGUUACCGUAUCACGUCUCAAUUCUGGUACUGGCGCAGUACACGAUCCUCAGUUUACCGGUCAAGGUUAUUACAUUGUGGCUGGUGGUGCCUCCGCCUAUUACACUUACUCUACACUACUCGCUGAACUACGUCAAAAGGGCUUCAAUGUCACGAUACGCGACGUUACCAACGACUUGGGAGUUAUAUCCAUACAGGGGCCACGAAGUCGCGACAUACUCCAACGUAUUAUUGACUGUGAUCUAUCGAAUGAGAACAUUCCACCGAAUGGUACACAAGUGACAAGUGUUAAGUGCCCAACAAGUAAAGGUGAACAAGUGGGUGUGCGCGUAUUGCGUGUCAGUUUCGUCGGUGAACUCGGCUAUGAAUUGCAUGUGCCAAAAGAACAUUGCUCUGCUGUCUAUCAAUCACUCUUGGCGGUCGGUAAACCCGAUGGUGUGCGAAAUGCUGGUUAUCGUGCCCUCUACUCGUUAAGCAGCGAAAAGGGCUAUCAUUUGUGGAGUUUCGAUUUAAGACCCGAUGAUACACCCAUUGAAGCUGGUCUUUCGUUUACCUGCCGCAAAAAUGGUGACUACAAAGGCAAAA